This is a messenger RNA of Punica granatum (pomegranate), 1753 nucleotides long. NCBI's taxonomy places the organism in Eukaryota, Viridiplantae, Streptophyta, Magnoliopsida, Myrtales, Lythraceae. The record is from RefSeq and is a predicted model, not a curated record.
CGGACUUACAGUGCAAGAUUUCACUUCCAUUGAUCUUCGUUAGUCAUCUUCAUGGAUCACUUCUUGUUUUCUUGUAAAUGGUCAUCUAAUAGUCGUCAAACUGAUUACACCAUACAAAUGAUUUCAUAGUUAGCGAUCUUCACAUAUCAAUUUUUGUUUUCUUUCACUCAUUGCAAAAUAAAAAUUCAAAAAGAAGAAACGAGAAGUAGAAGAUGAGGGGGGAACACCAACUUUUCAAUCUUUCUCAACUUUGCUUCCCUUUUCAUCCAAGUCCCAAGCUUUUAGCCUCUCCCCCUUUUCAUUGUUCUCCUUUCCCCACCCCUCUCUCUCUCUCUCUCUCUCUCUCUCUCGGUCUCUCUCUGUGUGUCUUUCCUGAUCAGAUGUUGCAGUUAGGCAUAUACUAUCUUGCAAUUUAGAGCCCAAUCCCUUCUUUAUUCCCAGCACCAUCAGCCGCAGCCUCCCCCUUCCUCAGCAUGGGCUCGACAGGCAACCCGAACCCGUGGGCGCCGUACAACACGUAUAAGGACUGUUCGCUCGGAAUCUGCAGCAUAUACUGCCCGCAGUGGUGCUACAUCGUGUUCCCGCCUCCCCCUCCUUCUGACUCCGAGGACGGGUCCGGUAGCUACUUCUCGCCCCUGGUGAUUGCGGUGAUCGGGAUCCUCGCGAGCGCUUUCCUCCUCGUGACUUACUACACCCUUGUCAGAAGGUACUGCGGGAGGCGGCGCCAGCAUCAUCAAGGCAAUCAUCAUCAGGUAGCGGAUGAUGCCAACAUCGGUAUGGUUAAUGAGGCAAACAGGCAGGUCAAUGGCAGCGGGGCCUCCGGGUUGAAUGAGUCGAUCAUAAAGUCGAUAACCGUAUAUAAGUACCAGAAAGGGGAGGGCCUGGUCGACGGUACGGAUUGCUCGGUCUGCCUCAGCGAGUUCGAGGAGAAUGAGAGUCUCCGGCUGAUGCCGAAAUGCAACCACGCCUUCCACCUCCCUUGCAUCGACAAGUGGCUCAAGUCGCACUCCAGUUGCCCUCUCUGCCGCUCGAACAUUGCUUCGCUCGGCGCCCUCCCUCCAGCCCAGUCGUCACGAGUCGCCCCGAAUCAACCGCCAUCGACUGCUGUACUAAACGUUAACUCACACGCGUACUGUCGGGCAACUGAUGCAGUGCCUGUCCUGGUGAUUCAGGAUGAUCAGAGACUCUUAGUCCGGGACGAGACCGUGAUCAGCCUGUUCUGCGAUGGCAGUGUCUCGGCAGCAUCAAAAGCGCCAUCUCUGGGUAACUCGGAUAGCCCGGGCCCCAAUGAGAGCAAUCGAAUCGGGCAAGAGGCUCCACGGGGAAUCAUGAAGAGGUCAGUUUCUCUUAAUUCUUCGCUCUGGGGACAAGGGGGCGCUUCCAUCUCGGAUCAUCAGGAUCAAACUGAAAACCGGAACCUGCGAUUUUCGAUCGCAAUUGGGAUCUCGGGAUCGCCUAAUGUAAGAGAAUCAAACGAUACUAUAGGGACUAAUAACAUCUUAGCCGCUAGUCUCCCUGAAAUAAAGAGAUCAAUUUCCACAGGGAGGUUUAUCUUAGGAAGGUGUAGCCCAGGGAGGACUUGAGUCUCGCCCACUUGAAAGAGGUACAAAAACAGAUAGUUAUUUCUUCUUCUUUUUUUCCCUUAUUCUUUAUUCUGUACAAAUAACAAAUUUUUAUUGAUGCGAUACGGUAUUACCGAGGUCCAGCUUAAUUAGACUUUCGUAUACACGACUCAUGCAUUUUGUCCCAUAAA